AUGGCUUCGGUCUACAAGUCCCUCAACAAGAGCAGCGCCUCCAAGGUCGAGGCGCCCGCCAACGGUGUCCGCAAGAACAAGCAGAGGGUUCUCAUCCUGUCGACGCGCGGCGUCACAUACAGGAUGCCAAGUUCGACUCCAGACGAGGCUCUACGAGCUGACGAGCUCUGCGAGAUGUACACUGCAACAACAUCAUCUUCGGCGGAGGCGCGCAAGGGCAAGGAUCUCUACCUGCACUUUGCCAAGCCCCCCAACGGUCCCACCAUCAAGUUCCACGUCCAGAACAUGCACACCAUGGAGGAGCUCCACUUCACGGGCAACUGCCUCAAGGGCUCCCGCCCGCUGCUCUCCUUCGACGCCGCCUUUGAGUCGGAGCCCCACCUCCAGGUCAUCAAGCAAAUGUUCACGCAGACCUUUGGCGUGCCCCAGGGCGCGCGCAAGGCGAAGCCGUUCAUCGACCACGUCAUGGGUUUCAGCAUCGUCGACGGCAAGAUCUGGAUACGCAACUACGAGAUCAAGGAGGUCGAGGCCACGGAGGAGAAGGAGGGCGAGGAGCUCGACGAGGCGACAAAGAGCAGCAAGAAGGCCGCGGGCAAGGCGCGCGGGCUCAAGGAUACGGAUGUCUCCCUCCUCGAGAUCGGUCCCAGGGCUGUCCUGACUCCCAUCCUCAUUCUGGAAGGAUCUUUCGGUGGUCCCGUCAUCUACGAGAACAAGCAGUUCGUCAGCCCCAACCAGGUGCGUGCCGAGCUGAGGCAGAAGGCGGCCAAGAGGCACAGUGCGCGCGCGGAACAGACUUCGGAGAGGUUGAACAAGAAGGGAGAUCUCGGCUUGCGGACGAACGGCGGACGGAAGCAGCCAACCGACGCCCUGGACCACAAGAUGCUUUUCGCGUAA
Messenger RNA from Verticillium alfalfae VaMs.102, 894 nucleotides. Its product is annotated as ribosome biogenesis protein BRX1. The record is from RefSeq and is a predicted model, not a curated record. The transcript is spliced from 4 exons. Bases 1 to 894 code for a protein of 297 amino acids. Lineage: Eukaryota; Fungi; Ascomycota; Sordariomycetes; Glomerellales; Plectosphaerellaceae. Gene Ontology annotation, molecular function: rRNA binding. Gene Ontology annotation, cellular component: nucleolus. Gene Ontology annotation, biological process: ribosomal large subunit assembly; rRNA processing.